Molecule: messenger RNA, 7637 nt
Organism: Spirometra erinaceieuropaei
Lineage: Eukaryota; Metazoa; Platyhelminthes; Cestoda; Diphyllobothriidea; Diphyllobothriidae
Source: the annotation of a GenBank genome assembly
AUGCGAAUACUGGACGUCAACUGUAUAUUCAUCAGAACUUUCAUGUCCACAACGGCUUAUGUGAAUCUGGACAACUUUGCACUUUGGCAAGUUUGUUUAUUUCACCUCAUAUCUUUUGCAGCAAUUUUCGAUUUCUCGGUUGUUCAUCCGAGUAAGGUCUGCGCUGUUUGCUCUAGCGUUUUGUCACACACUGAUACUUGUUUUUCCCACCGGCUGGACUUCACCUCGUAUUAUUUUUGACUGUCUACGUGCUCCUAUGAGCUUUGUCUGUUCCCUAAAAAAGGUACUUGUCCGCACAGAACCUGUACUGUGCAGGUACAUAUAUGUAUAUGUAUUUACAGACCGCUAUCAGAGCGCGGGUGUGCGAAUUCACAUACUAACCAAAUGAAAUAAAAAGUGUUUAGUUAUCAACGCUAGAAGCUAGACGAAUGUAACAUCAAGCCUCUAGGUAAAAAGGAUGCAUUGACCUCGACGUAACUGAGUAUUUCCUUGGGGUUGUAGCCCUAACGAAAGUGGAUUGCCAGCCUUAUACCGGCCCACUUUAACUCAUUCAGUGCGAGAUACACACAAGGUUCGCCCAUUAGUUCACGAUUUGAAUGAGCUUUCUGGCACACAACAUGCCCACUCGCGAAUAUAAUCACAAAUAUUUCGUUGUACAGACUUGAUAACGGCAUUUUAUCCGAAGCUGGCGUGUUCUUCCAUCGCUCCGUCCUCCUUAAUCGUUUCGCUUCUCAAUUACUUUAUUUUCUACAACCAGUCUCGGCAGCUGCGACUACAAGAGACAUGCCUGCGUUGUGUAUUAAAUAACCGGGUCAAUGAAAACCAAAAGCCGAAACAGGCGAUCUAACUUAUUAGACCUUUCGAAGUUUACGAAAGACUUGCGUUCAUUCACAUGUAUCUUGGCGUCCGGGUGUCUUUGAUCAAGGACAAAUAGUUUUUUUGUGCCCUCCGCGGAGUCGGAAUCCACAUGGCGCGUUUCUUCAGUGCUGGCUUACUGGGCAUACCUCGACAUGUUGUGAUUAUUUCUGACACACGAAUUAUCCCAAACAUGUCAUGUUUGGGAUGUUUCCACAUGUUCAUUUGACUCGCGGAGUUGCGACGCUUUUGCUAUUCAUUCGAGGGAGUGGAAUUUGAAUAUCGCUAAAAAAUCUUGAUCCUUCCGUACCGACCGUCGCUUCUUAAAGACGGACGUCUGUACACUUUCUUCUCAAGUGUAACCGCCCACGUAAUUCCUUAUUCCCGGCGAUAAGUCCCAAGUCCACAACGGUAGAUGGAAAUCUCGAAACCUUGAACUUUUAGUUGGCGGGAAGCCGUUAUUUUGGCCAAGGAAGCCUUGGCUAUUGCCUGUGAUGACAUCGUUUUCUUCUAGGCUAUCAAAAGUAGUCUGAUUGAUCAUUUAGUGCCCUGAAAUAAGGAAGUCAAAAUUUCAGGUUUGCUGCUGACUGACAUUAAAUUUGAAAGAACUUCUCACUACUGAUGUUUGGAUGUUGACCAUUCUGGCUACAUACCCAACUCCACCAAUUUUUGCCCCUACCCCAUAGGAAAUUGAAGUUAUUUCUCGAUUGUGCGCAAAACAACCCUGGUGUUGAGGGAUGUAAACACUGCGAACUUCCGUUAAUUACCUUUUGGGCACCAUUUUAGUUUGGUGCGAUUCGCAUCCUCUGAGAGUAAGUUUGGUACACCCCCCCCCCCCUUUAUUACGUCCCGAAAAAAGUCGUUAAUUGGUUGUGGUUAGGAGCUUUCAAUUCGCCUGGCCUUGGGAAUGAAACAUUCACCGUUUUUUGAUUCAAUCAAACUUUUGUUUACAGGCAUAUAUGAUCGUACUAAGCUGAGCUCUAGUAAUAGAGCUCGCUUCUGCCACAAAAUUCCAAAGAAGAUGCAAGAGCCGUCUGUCUCGUCAACUACAUGUUCUCCUCACAAAAAAGCUUCAGAAAAUCAGCGGUCUGAAAAUAGUUCAGAGGCUACUACACGCAAAGUCACGCAUAGCCCCAAACACGAGACCAAAAGUGACCCUGUCCCCAAGAAGCCGGGGAGCAUUUCCAGUCACCGAGACUCCAGUCAGAAUCGCCAACGGUCUAAAAGACGCCCCCACACCUGCUCUAAAGCGCAACGCAAGCGGCGGCGCUCGUCGUAUUGCCGACAUUCUCGCCGAAGUCGCUCAAGAAGGCGGCGGUCUCGACGCUCUCAUCGGUCCCGGUCAUCAUCCUCACGACGCAGGUCGUCCAGCACAAGGAGAGGCCACAAACACCGCAGGCGCGACAGAUCUUCAUCCUAUUCGAGUCCUUCACGAAGUUCCAGCAGGAGCAGCAGCUCUUCCUCACGAUCUCGUCGCGGAAGGAGCCCGACGCCUAGGCCGCCGCCGCCGCCGCCACCACCAAAGCAACCGGAGUCCAACCGCGCCAGUAGCUCUAUGGAAGCCACUCAUAAAGACACUGCCACAAGCGCUGAGGCAAAGCCUUCAGCCGUCUCACCAAAAACGUCGACCGUUACGAACGCCAACAACGUCCCUAUGUCUGAAACUUUGGGCUCACUUCCACGACUCGUCCAAUCUAACCCCCUUGCCAGUUCUCUACUAUCCCUUCUGAUGAACGUUUUAAAUUCGCCUGGUCAGCCACCAUCGUCGUUGGGAGAACUUAUCGGUUUGAAAAUGCCCGGUCUGUUGAAUCCUCAACCUGCACCCGCAGUCAAUCCACUGAUACCUCUCAGUGCCACUAGACAGGCUCGUAGGCUGUACAUUGGAAGCAUCCCACCGGGUAUGACCUCUGAGGGCAUGAUGCUGUUCUUUAACACGGAGAUGCGCGCACGCGGCCUUUGUCAGGCAGUCGGUGAUCCUGUAAUCGCUGUCCAGGUGAAUUCCGAGAGGCACUUUUCCUUCAUCGAACUGAGGUCCGUGGAAGAAGCCACUGCCGCUUUGAAUUUGGACGGUGUUACCUACUUUGGCAGUUCCUUGCGUGUCCGUCGUCCGCGCGACUACGUGCCGCCGCCUGUGACUCUUGAAUCGAGAACUGGUUUCGCCUUCGCGCCCUCUCUGUCUUCAAAUUGUGUGUUUGUCUGUGGGUUACCGCCUACGAUGCCAGAGAUCAGCCUUCAGUCAAUGCUUUCAUCCUUUGGCGUUCUGAAAUCCUGCGGCAUGGUCAAGGUAAGCACUUGACACUAGCUGCUGCGGUAGUGCUUGCACAACUUCAUAAUCUGCCAGUAAAUAAAGGACUCGUAGGUUGUAAUAUUUUACGUAGGACGGCAAAUAUCCCUCCCGUGCUUUUACAGCAUGCCUGCUUUUUUCCGUGAAAUAUAAACUCCUGCAGGGUCAGAACUGAUGCUACCACUUAUCAGUGAGAAUUGCAACUGAAUGCUGUCCAUCCUCCUCUCUACAAUGACUUCGCGCCGUCCAGUUCCGAUAGGUAAUAUCUGUUCAUACACACAGACAGAAAAUAACCAAGUGUGCUUAAGUUGGCUGCUACUCUCAAAGUCCACCAGUCACAUUGUUCCUAGUAUACCACGCAGUAUACCCUACCGCUGUGUUUGUGGAAGUGUUAUCAUAUGGCGCUUGUCAAUUUCCUGUCGAAAACUUUCUACCGUCUGCAUAGAGUGCCAGUACUUCGGCUCUUUAACCGAAGAAAGGAGGCCGGAGGGGGGAGGGUAGGGAAAAUGUGAACUAAGGACAUGUGCCAUGAAUGCUAUAAAUCAGACAGCGAUCACAGGCCUAACUUCAGCUGCGGUUGAAGACUCCACUACAUCAGAGUAGUCCUACUUGUCAUAUCGUUUCAUUAUGCACCCGAGCGGGGCAGCAACACGAUAGUUCCACCAUCGCAAGCAACGAGAUCCAUCACCGCGUCACGAAGUAAACACAAUGGGGACUUUUGGUCUUGCCACCUCGCCCACUAUUCCAAUGUCCGCCAUACAAUACAAGGUCAAUACGACCAGAUAUGGGCGUGAGUGCAUUAGUUGAGAAUACAAAACAUUCCAUAGAGACGUGCCACACGCGACUUGGUUCCCAUCUUCACAUCGGGGCACAGGAGCGAGAGAUACUAUAGAGGCUGCACUAAGAAAAAGCCUUUACAGUCUAACCCCCCCUUUUUUAGAUGAAGAGCUGAGUCAUCCCAUCAAUUAGCAACUUUCCAGGCUACGACUUCUAGCGCAUCGUGAUAGUUUGGAGAUGCCAGAUUUGUCAUAGGAAGACAUUUUUCGAAUUGGCACGAGGAGGGGUAUCUCAUUUCCUGUCUCACUCUCCUUCCUAUGCGCUAGUGGCAUCUCCAAAGUCCUUUCACCAGACUGUGCAUGACAGUUGCCAUUCUUCUUGCUAAUUAAGUAUUAAGAAAGAUGCCGUUGAUUUUAAAAGUUUCGUAGCAUGUGACAAACAUGUCGGCAUAUCAACCCCACACCGUACUGUGUUCAAGAUGACGCAAACUUCUACAAGACCAUUGACUAUUCGGUAGUAUUUUGCAAUGGAUCCAGGUGGCCAGACUGCGUGUGUCCCCUUGGUCUUCCCGACCAUAACGCCCGUUAAGUGCACCUACCCAACGACCCCCUCGGACAGGUUCUCCGGUCCUCGUGCAGCUGAGAUGCCUGACAAUUUGCCAGAAAUAGGAAUGCUCAUGCUAGACCUUUGCUAUACCGGGAACUUCUUGAAUCACAACCUCACAGGGGAACGUAGACUUCCGUGGUUUUGACGUACAGAGGGUGAAGUUGAUGGCUAUGACGAACUGAAGACCAUUGGGCAAGAAAUUUAAAAAGAGUUAGGAGAAUUCCCGCGGAAGGUUUUACACAACUAGUUGGCGAGCGUACUUUGCUCGUGACCGCCAAACGGUGGUCGCAGACUUGACGCAGGACUGCUCGCGUACUGCCGCAGACCCACUACCGCGACAUCCUUCAAUCACUCUUGAGGGCAAGUAGAUUUAUGCCCACCCUCAUCCGAGAGAAUCAGACCUCAGAUCUGAUCGAACAGUGGAAACUAGAUAUUGGCAUCUUGAACUCUAGCAUUUGACUUCUCGCGCACCUCAUACAAAGCACAGGGCUGACAGGAAUUGCCUUGAACGCAUUUCGGUCCCUUAUAAUUGUUAGUGUUUCCAGUGCCUCAUCUCAUCCUGAUAAAAAUGCGACAACCAGCUAUGAGGAGUGUGACAUCCUCUCACUUUUGCUUACCGGAGAACAAUAUUCGUAGUAAACUGACGAUGUCCAUCAGAUGACAACAUAAAGCCUGAUAUUUUGCUAUGUUAAGGUACGGUUCCGGAUUGUAAGUAAGCUAUCCGAAUUUGAAAAGUAAAUCCGAAGGCAUUAUUCUGAGCGAAGUGUGAUGCUGACUUCCCAUAGGCCGCAACUAAAUGCUCUGUCAACUGCAAUGUUAGAGCGCCGAAUGCUCUCUGGAAGAAAUAAUCUUUGUAUCCGUUUAUUGACUCGCGAGACGGACCAUCUACCCCUAGAGCGACAAUCUCGAUGGAUGUUUACGGCGAAUGUGCCAGUGUGUAAGCACAUCUGAACACUAAUCAGACAAUACUAGAAAGCCUGUAUUAGCCCUAUUGCAUGGAAUGUCAGAUCCCACUUGUCAGGGGAGAGUUUAUCAGUAUUGCUUAGUCUGUAUUCAGGUUGUAAUUGACCGUCCAGAUUGUGACGAGUCCCCAUUUAUGUUAGUUGUUUUCGUACAGUUAUCCUACUUGUCUGUGUUCAGAUUCAUCUGCUUUGCGAGUAAAAAUCAGAUCGAGGGUUAUGCAGACGCAGUAGAAUAUGGCCCACCUGCGCAGACGGUGAAGUCAUCUAACAAGUGACGGGGGUGGCGGACCGUUCGAGCCGCUGUCGGGACAAGUCUUCCGAUUUUGUGGGUUUUCUACUUUGUAGAGAUCCUUUGACGGAUGUCUGUCAACAAAAAAAGGCGAAGCUCAUGAUGCACCUUUCUCUUGCUGAGUGUUUGGACCUGGCCAAUGAAGGCCGUAAUAUUUUUCAUAACGGACCAAGUACUUUGAUCUCCACUACAUGAAGUCUACAAGGAGUCACGACUCAAUUAAUCGUAGUCGAAAAAACGACUUCAGCAGGCGAGGCACUGCGUAAGCCCUCGUCAAAGCCGCAACGUUGCCCUCCGCAAUUAUUUAAUUCAUUUGCUUCCAUAGAUCCGUAACACUGCGAACUAGCAUAGGCAGGCGAAAUAGUGACGAAUUAAGGCCUGUAGAAUGAUGUCAAGUUCCCAGCUGCUGCUGUUUGCGAAGAGAAGGGCCCGCCUAGUAUCCAUUUACACCUACCUUCUCGUCUAGUGUCAAGACUAAGCAACGAGACCUGGAGAUGGACACGGGCGUGACAGCUGAUGGGGAUCAGAACUCGCGUCAUCCCGUACCACACGCACAAUGGGCUCCCGCUUGUGACCACCGUAACCCGCCGAGCGCCUGCCAGAGCUCUUUGCGAUGCCCGUUCCCGUCUUAAAAAAACUCUCCAGAUAGGCCAAUCAUAGGCAGACGCGCAUAAUGCGCGCGUAUUGAAUCCUGCCGUCAUUGUAAGCCUGAUAGUACUGAAGACCAGCGUAGAAUAGGCAAACAUGUAGACGCCGCAAAACGGGAGUGGGACAACAGUUGGACAAAUAACUACGUUCCUCUCUGAGUAGCCGCCUCUUAAACGUUUUCUCCUCACUAAUACACCUCAACUAGCCUACCUCGCUUGGUUCGGCGUAUGGGUCCAUUAAUAUAAGAGUUUAUGAAAUAAUAAAGAGAAAAGUUGCCAGUCCGUUACCGUCUUCACGCUGGAUUGUGCUUUAUCUCAGUUGCUUUUUCCCAGGUGUAUAACAGGCUUAGAUUUCAAACCGCCUAAUUCACUACUGCACCAUACUCCCUUAUCACACACUGGAUGGGUUCUGACGGUAGGCUGCCAAACGCCCAUUUGUAAGUUUUGCGAAUCUCCAUAGUCUUAGGUAGGAAAGACUAAAUUAUCUUCAGUUGUUUGGGUGAUAUACAACAUAAAGUUAAAUGCUCCCUUUAAUUUGCUCUUUGCUUCCGCAGGAUCCAGCUACGGGCGUCUCCAAAGGUUGCGGCUUCUUCGAGUACUUCGACUGCAAAACUGCCGACAUGGUUGCCGCUGCGCUUCACAAUUUGGAAAUCGAGGACCGGAAACUGUUUGCCAUUAGGGCGGACUAUCUGGCCACCGCCUGUCCCAGUCUCGGCGACGCUCUGGCCGCCUCUUCCCUUUCCUCCAUCACCAAGUUGUUGCCUACGUUAGAAUCACCAGCCGUUGACGCCCCGGCUGACCCUGCAGCCACCGUCACGCCAUCGGUUACCGAGGCGCCGGCGAUGGUCAGGGACGAACAGCAGAGCACGGAUGCGCCCAUGGGAGCAGAGACUAGCACGAACCAAACGGGCGCAACUGAAGUACUCUGUUUGUCAAACAUGAUCACUCCCGCGGACAUCGAGUCUCCAGAGGACUACACUGACGUCUUCGACGAUGUUCGAACCGAAUGUCUACGGCACGGCAAAGUCAAAAGCAUGCAGAUGCCUCGGCCAGUGCCAGGUGUUAAUGUGCCGGGGGUGGGAUGCAUUUUCGUCGAGUUCGUCUCCAUCAAGGACGCAAUGGCUGCAAGCAGUGCCCUAUCGGGACGUCAGUUCAACGGUAGGAUCGUCGUCACAAAUUUCUUUGACCCCACUCGAUACCUAAAGCAGGAGUUCUAA